AUGUUCGCGUUCAAGACUCUAACAAUAUUUGGUUUGACGACCAUCGUUCAAGCCAUACGUCCUCCACAAUACAACACCGCCAUUACCGCAGCAGACCUGAUUCGAAUCGCGGCAGACACCGAAUCUUGCACAGAAGCGACCUACGCAGACGAGUGUCGCACCGCGAGCGCAGCAGCACCUGCCAUCGCCAUCAGCUUCACCAAUUUCGCCAUCUCCAGCUUCGGCGCGCAAGCAGCUUUGGUGGCCAUCAUGCUGUUCGAAAGCGGCGACUUCAAGUACAACAAGAAUCACUUCCCGGCACCAGGAAGACCCGGACAGGGCACGAGGAACAUGCAAAGCGCGGAUUUCAACGAAAAGUACGCGGAAUAUUUGUCAAUUGUCUGCACAAAUUGUGGUAUCACUCCUGCAGAUGUCGAGAAGGCAAAAGGCGAGGGACCGGCUGCUGUGUUGGAGCUUGUCAGUGGUGAUCAGUGGAGUUUUGGUUCGGCGGCCUGGUUCUUGAGGACGCAGUGCGAUGCUGCGAUUGAAGACGGGCUUGCGGCAGGGACUGAAGCCGGCUUUAAGAGUUACAUCGAGGAUUGCGUUGGAACGACUUUGACGGGUGAUCGGAUCGCUGGAUGGCAGAAGGUCAUGGCUUUGAAGCAGUGGUGA
Molecule: messenger RNA, 651 nt
Organism: Zymoseptoria tritici IPO323
Lineage: Eukaryota; Fungi; Ascomycota; Dothideomycetes; Mycosphaerellales; Mycosphaerellaceae
Exons: 1
Coding region: 1-651 (216 amino acids)
Source: RefSeq, a predicted model, not a curated record